Lactuca virosa is the source of this 1099-nucleotide messenger RNA. The record is from the annotation of a GenBank genome assembly. Lineage: Eukaryota; Viridiplantae; Streptophyta; Magnoliopsida; Asterales; Asteraceae.
AAACGAAACACACCUACGAUGUUGCUACUGUGCGUGCUUGGGAUGAAUUAAAGCCGUGGAUGCUUCUGGUAGACGAGAAAACACUCAUAAUUGAGAAUCGGGGAAGAUAGACUCACACAGUGGGGCUUCUAUCAGCGAGAUAGAUUAUUGCGUUUCGUGGCGGAGAGAGAGUCAUAAACCCUAGCAUACGAAACCCUAAUUUUGGUGUCAUUACUUCUACAGAUCAUCGGGAUAGCUAUUGGGUUAGGGUUUCGCCAGCAAUCUCAAGAUGAACAAAUUGGGCAGAGGACAUCGCGACAAGGUUCAACAGUUCAUGACAAUUACUGGGGCAAGUGAAAAAGUUGCUCUUCAAUCCUUGAAGGCCAGUGAUUGGCAUCUUGAUGGAGCAUUUGAUGUAUUCUACAGUCAGCCUCACCCCAAAUCGUUCACAGAUACAAAACACUUAGAGGAAAUGUACAAUAGAUACAAAGAUCCUUAUGCUGAUAUGAUUAUGGCUGAUGGUAUUAGCACCCUCUGCAAUGAUCUUCAGGUGGAUCCUCAAGAUAUUGUUAUGUUGGUUGUUUCGUGGCACAUGAAGGCUGCUACCAUGUGUGAAUUCACAAAGCAAGAAUUUGUUGGUGGAUUGCAAUCCCUUGGGAUAGAUUCACUUGAGAAGUUCCGUGAACGGAUACCAUUUAUGCGUUCCGAGCUCAAAGAUGAUCACAAAUUCAAGGAGAUUUAUAUUUUUGCAUUCGGAUGGGCAAAGGAGAAGGGUCAAAAGUCUCUGGCAUUGGAUACAGCAAUAGGAAUGUGGCAAUUGUUGUUUGAAGAAAAGGAGUGGCCAUUGGUUGAUCAUUGGUGCCAAUUUUUACAGGCACGCCAUAAUAAAGCUAUUUCUCGUGACACAUGGUCUCAACUACUGGAAUUUGCAAGAAGUGUGGACCCCACACUGGCGAAUUAUGAUGCUGAAGGGUCGAGUCCUGUGAUUGUGAAUUUCUUAUUUUCUCUUUCUUGCACUUUAUAUGUUUCACUGUUUAUCCUCUCCCCACAACCGUUAACAAUACUCUUAUACUAUGAACAUGAGGGCAUUUCAGUCUUUUCUCCCAUGUGUGAGAGAUGA